AUGGCGGUGGCACGGAAAAUCAAAACUUUGUUGACGGUGAACAUCUUGGUCUUCGUGGGCAUCAUCCUCUUCUCCGUCUACUGCAGGAUCCAGGACCGCUCCCAGGAGCUGGUGCAGAUCGUCCGGAGCGCGGACCGCCGGGCCAGGAGCCGCGGCGCCAAGGUGGGCAGCCUGGCCGACAGGGAGUCCAUCCUGCAGCGCCUGGACCACCUGGAGGAAGUGGUCUACAACCAGCUCAAUGGUUUGGCAAAGCCCAUGGGAUUAGUUGAAGGUCCAGGAGGCUUGGGCCAGGGGGGAAUGGCUGCAACGCUGAGAGAUGAUAGCCAUGAAUCAGAGACUAAGUAUGAAGAAUAUGGUUACAAUGCCCAACUCAGUGACAGGAUAUCCCUGGACAGGUCCAUCCCUGACUACAGACCAAAAAAGUGCAAGCAGAUGACCUACCCAGAUGACCUGCCCCAGAUCUCAGUGGUGUUCAUAUUUGUGAACGAGGCUCUCUCUGUCAUCCUGCGCUCCGUGCACAGCGUGGUGAACCACACCCCAUCCCACCUGCUCAAGGAGAUCAUCCUGGUGGAUGACAACAGUGACAAUGUUGAGCUGAAGUUUAACCUGGACCAGUAUGUCCAUAAGAGGUACCCAGGUCUGGUGAAAAUAGUGCGUAACACCAAACGGGAGGGGCUGAUCCGAGCCAGGAUCCAGGGCUGGAAAGCAGCAACCUCUCCUGUGGUCGGGUUCUUUGAUGCCCACGUGGAGUUCAACAUUGGCUGGGUGGAACCUGCGCUUACCCGGAUCAAGGAGGAUCGCAAGCGGAUCAUCCUGCCCGCCAUUGACAACAUCAAGUACAACACCUUUGAGGUGCAGCAGUAUGCCAACGCUGCCCACGGCUACAACUGGGGGCUCUGGUGCAUGUACAUAAUCCCACCACAGGACUGGCUCGAUAAAGGGGAUGAGUCAGCUCCCAUCAGGACACCAGCCAUGAUCGGAUGCUCUUUUGUGGUGGACCGAGAGUAUUUUGGUGAGAUUGGCCUGCUUGACCCUGGCAUGGAGGUCUAUGGAGGAGAAAACAUUGAAUUAGGCAUGAGGGUGUGGCAGUGCGGGGGCAGCAUGGAGGUGCUGCCCUGCUCCCGCGUGGCGCACAUCGAGCGCACCAAGAAGCCCUACAACAACGACAUCGACUACUAUGCAAAGCGCAACGCCCUGCGCGCCGCCGAGGUCUGGAUGGAUGACUUCAAGUCACACGUGUACAUGGCCUGGAACAUCCCCAUGGCAAACCCCGGAGUUGACUUUGGAGACGUUUCUGAAAGGAUUGCUCUGCGACAGAGACUGCAGUGCCGGAGCUUUAAGUGGUACUUGGAGAACGUGUACCCUGAGAUGAGGGUUUACAAUAACACAGUCACUUAUGGAGAGGUGCGGAACAGCAAAGCCAGCGGCUACUGCCUGGACCAGGGGGCCGAAGAGGAUGACAAAGCCAUCCUUUAUCCAUGCCAUGGAAUGUCCUCCCAGCUUGUCCGCUACAGCUCGGAAGGUGUCCUGCAGCUGGGGCCACUGGGCUCCACCGCCUUCCUGCCCGACUCCAAAUGCCUGGUGGACGAUGGAAAGGGCAGGACACCCACCCUCAAGAAGUGUGAAGACGUCCUGAGGCCAGCACAGAGGUUCUGGGAUUUCACACAGAAUGGUCCAAUCAUCAGCAGAGACACUGGCCGUUGUCUAGAGGUGGAAAUGUCAAAGGAUGCAAAUUUUGGGCUCAGAUUAGUUGUACAGAGGUGCUCGGGGCAGAAAUGGAUGAUUAGAAACUGGAUCAAGCAUGGUCGGCACUGA
Molecule: messenger RNA, 1815 nt
Organism: Cinclus cinclus
Lineage: Eukaryota; Metazoa; Chordata; Aves; Passeriformes; Cinclidae
Gene: GALNT9
Product: polypeptide N-acetylgalactosaminyltransferase 9
Exons: 11
Coding region: 1-1815 (604 amino acids)
Cellular component (GO): Golgi apparatus
Source: RefSeq, a predicted model, not a curated record